Monopterus albus (swamp eel) is the source of this 2755-nucleotide messenger RNA. RefSeq names its product glycoprotein hormone subunit beta 5 (gene gphb5). NCBI's taxonomy places the organism in Eukaryota, Metazoa, Chordata, Actinopteri, Synbranchiformes, Synbranchidae. Gene Ontology annotation, biological process: G protein-coupled receptor signaling pathway; regulation of thyroid hormone receptor signaling pathway. Gene Ontology annotation, cellular component: cytoplasm; extracellular region. Gene Ontology annotation, molecular function: hormone activity. The transcript has 3 exons. The record is from RefSeq and is a predicted model, not a curated record. The coding region runs from base 1904 to 2323 and encodes 139 amino acids.
CAUAGUGACUAGUGUGCUCACAGAUCUCUGGAAAAUAUCAGUACUGCAAAUGAGCACCAGAGGUCAGCACAGCAUCAUGUUACUGUCAAGCUGCUGAUGUCUGCAGGCAAAACCCACAACGAAGUCCUGCACCAGCAAAGAUGAACUGUCAUUAAUGACCUUUAUGCUCUGUAACAUCUUAGUCGGUGUCUGUGUUUUCAGUUCCAUGUUAACUACACUAAUUCAAAUAGAUUAGACACAUUUAAGAACAGAAGGCAGUCACUUUACUCUUGAGUACAAUGCAGACCACUUUUGCUUACUUGCUUGUUGUGGAGCAUCAAACAAUAUCACACAGUGGUCCUCAUCAUCUUGAUAAUUCAUCAGCUGUCAAGCUUUUAAACAGAUUUAGACAUAAAAGUUCCAGAAUGCUCAUGUUUGAACACCCUCAAACUUCACCUUGAUGAAGUCUGUGACACUGCCAACAGCUCCGAACAAGCGGUACUGGAGUGACUGGAUUGAUGAACUGCUCUGAAAGCUGUUUGUCACCUAUCUGCAGGUUUAGUGGGUGCCUGGUCGACCUUGUUUCCUCGCACCAACGAGAUCCUGGUUUCCACUGCUAUGAUCACUGGAGUUCUCUGUAUUCUCACUGCGCUUACACAGAUUUCCUUUCUCACUUAAAUACAUGCACAUUGCUUGCAGUAUUACGAGUCUCCCUGCCACUGCCUUUAGGCAAGAAGCUAGCCUCAGCAUUGGCUCCUAGUUGCUUCUUUUGGUCAGGCUGGAUUAAAUGAAGAUGAAUUAAGCAUGACAAGACAAUGAAGCUAAAAAAAAUACUUUCAUUAAGAAUCUGUAACUAAUUACACAAAAGCUGGAUUGUUGGAAUCUGCCCUUUGUGCUGGGUAACAAUUAACCUCACUGUGAUCACCAUUCUCAGCCCAUUACAUGCAUUUUGCCACUGCACACCACGCACAUUGUUCAAUAAUAGCCUCCGGAUGGGUAAUUUUUUUUCACGAUGAGGAGGAGGAGCGGGCGUCUGAGAAGAACCUGUCCCAGACUCAUCCUCUCCACUAUUCUCUAAUCUAACUUUAAUUGCUUGGCCUCAACCUCAAACUUUACUUACUUAAAGAUUCAUUUCCCAAACUACUUGAGAGAAGCUCUGCUCCGCUGGUUCCACACGCUGCCCUCAGGGCCUCUGACAGUGGUAAUUUCUUGAUGAGGCACUUACUCACCCAAAUCAAUUCAUCCCCUUUCUUCACAUCUCCUUGUCUCCUUUCUCCUUUUCCUGUCAGUCUCCUCCAAGGGCUGAUGCAUUCUCCAACAAGCAUCUGUCUUAAGUCAGUGAUCCAUAUAGUAAAGACUGAACAUGUGAAGAAAUGUCCUGUGGAAAUGUCACUAGAAACAAAAAUAAAAUUUUAAAAAAGACAUUGAAAAGUGAGAGCAAAUGGCAGAAUGAGGCAAACAGCAGUGCUGGAGCUCAGGGGUGUAGUCAUCACAGUCGACAUGUGAGAACAGGAGUAGGGUCGGCCCAUGGAGCCAGCUAAUUGAGCUCAGACACAGGUAGGGGCUGUGUUUGAGUAGGUUGUUGCCCCUCUUCCAUGUGGAUGACUACGAACAAAAGGCCUAAUCAAGUUAAUGGAGUGGGAACAAAACGGUGGCUUAACUAGAUGGGCAGCGACAGGUAGAAGGAGAUUUAGGGAGACUGAGUGGAGGACCGGAGCUGCUGACUGGCAGGACACAGGACGAUAAAAUCCCCUGCUUAUACUGUCAGAUCCAUUAGCAGGUGGUUCAGGUCUGGGGAACAUACAGUGACAAGUACUGUGUUAGCGAUCCACACUGCCGAGGAACGCCAGAGCUGAUACUACAGGCCGACAGGCUACAACAGUGAGAACAGCUGCUGGUCUGGCAGCAACAACCUGAACUAUAGAUGACACUACAAAGGAAGAAGACACAGUGGAGGCCCAGACUGGUGUUGUGCUGGUUUCUGCUAUGGAACUGUCUUCAGCCAGACUCUCGCCACCAGGCCUUGGCCAUCAACUUGCAGCGCUUCACUGGCUGUGCAGUCCGGGAGUUCACCUUCCUGGCCAAGAAACCUGGCUGCAGGGGCCUGCACAUCACCACUGACGCCUGCUGGGGGCGCUGCGAGACCUGGGAGAAACCCGUCCUGGACCCUCCUUACACUGAGUCCUACCAGCGUGUUUGCACCUACAACAAGACCCGCCUGGUCACUGUGAAGCUGCCCGGCUGUGAGCGGAACAUCGACCCAACGUACACCUACCCUGUGGCCCUGAGAUGUGACUGUGGAGUCUGUCUGACCAGCACCACUGAAUGUUUAACAUCUGUGUGACACUAGGCUGAACAGGCAGAAACUGUUCACACUGCUUUAAAAGUUGGAUUUCAUCUGAAAUGUACUCUGCCAUCAAGACUGACUAGUUUCUGUCUUUACUUUUCAAAUUAAAAAAGAAGAAUAACUGAGAAUCUAUCUGUAUUUAUUUUGAGUCUAUAAUAGAGUAUAAUCAACCUGGUAACCUUUGUCACACAAUGAUCAGGAUAUCUGUGUUUUCUCUCCAUGUUCUGAUCAGGAUAUCUGUGUUUUCUCUCCAUGUUCUGAGCUGUCCUCAUAACAAGAGGACACAACUUGCUCUCAGUGACAGGUGUCAAGACGGCUUCUGGAUAAGUGACGACAUAAAAAAAUAAUGGCUCAUCUGCUUGAUCUGAUUCUUAAAUAGCACCAGAAUUUUUAUAUGAAAACAUGAAAAAAUUGGAAUAAUGAACCUUA